AUGUCUAGACAAUCUUCAAGACAGAAGACUGUCAUCAUUGGGGCUGGUCCUGUUGGAGCAUUAGCAGCUUUAUAUGCAGCUCAAAGAGGGGACGAUGUAGAAAUAUAUGAGCUCCGAAGUGAUCUACGGGAUCCUUCCACAACACCGUUAAAUUUCACAAAGUCUAUCAAUCUCGCUUUAUCAGAACGAGGUAUAAAUGCCAUUAGACAAUCUGGUCGUACGGAGCUCCUAGAUAGUAUCAUGAAAGAAGCGAUACCUAUGGGAGGUAGGAUGAUUCAUGGCGAGACAAAUGACAAGGAGCUUUACGAACAGUCCCAAGAUUAUGAUAUCCACGGAAGAUCAAUUUAUGCUGUGGAUAGAGGAGAUCUUAACAAAAGACUACUCGACGAACUUGAGUCUCUUCCUAAUGUCAAAUUCAAGUUCAAUCACAAAUUAACUGGAGCGGAUUUCAAGAAUAAAAAGGCAUGGUUCGAAGUUCAUGGUGGAAAAUCACUACAAUGGUCUGUCGAGAUCAGAGACCAAGAAGUAGAGGUUGAUUUCGACUUCCUCAUUGGAGCUGAUGGUGCUCACUCGGCUACACGUUACCACUUAAUGAAAUACCUCAGAAUGGAUUAUCAGCAAGAAUAUAUCGACACCUUGUGGUGUGAGUUCACGAUAGCCGCUCAGGAAAAAACUGGAGAUGAUCCGGUAUCCCGCUUCAAAAUAUCUCCAAACCAUUUACAUAUAUGGCCAGGCCAGGAUUUCAUGUUCAUUGCAAUUCCCAGCACGGAUGGCUCUUUCACAUGCACUCUCUUCAUGCCAUCGGGACCUUUCAAUGAACUCGAACUAGACCCUAAAAAUGUCCCCUCAUUUUUCGAUGAACACUUCCCAGGCGUCACAAAACUGAUUGAUCAUGCCUCACUAAUAUCAUCAUUCACGAAUAACCCCCACCUUCCACUCAUAAGUAUCAAAUGCAAACCAUACCAUUUUCAAGACUCGGUCAUCAUCCUCGGCGAUGCUGCUCACGCUAUGGUACCAUUUUACGGGCAAGGAAUGAACGCUGGUCUGGAAGACGUUCGCGUUCUGUACUCCAUUCUCGACAACGAAAAACGCAAUUUCCCUCGCCUUAGUACCGAAGCCUGUCGCUCAGUGGCUCUAAAUCUAUAUUCCGAAAUACGCAAAGCCGAUGCCCAUGCUAUCAAUGAUCUAGCUCUUCAUAAUUACAUAGAAAUGCGUGCUUCCGUCAUCUCACCAGUUUACAAAUUCCGCAAAUGGUUAGAAGAAACCUUGAGUGUACAUGUACCUCGUCUCGGGUGGCAAACAAAAUACGCCCGUGUUAGUUUUAGCAAUGAGAGAUAUUCCGAAAUCGUAAGACAGAGCGAGAAACAGGGGAAAUUAAUCUUGGCUUGA
This is a messenger RNA of Sclerotinia sclerotiorum 1980 UF-70, 1389 nucleotides long. RefSeq lists its product as hypothetical. The transcript is spliced from 5 exons. Bases 1 to 1389 code for a protein of 462 amino acids. Gene Ontology annotation, biological process: quinolinate biosynthetic process; NAD+ metabolic process; L-tryptophan catabolic process. Gene Ontology annotation, molecular function: FAD binding; NAD(P)H oxidase H2O2-forming activity; kynurenine 3-monooxygenase activity. Gene Ontology annotation, cellular component: mitochondrial outer membrane. The record is from RefSeq and is a predicted model, not a curated record. Lineage: Eukaryota; Fungi; Ascomycota; Leotiomycetes; Helotiales; Sclerotiniaceae.